Molecule: messenger RNA, 1014 nt
Organism: Cantharellus anzutake
Lineage: Eukaryota; Fungi; Basidiomycota; Agaricomycetes; Cantharellales; Hydnaceae
Exons: 5
Coding region: 1-1014 (337 amino acids)
Source: RefSeq, a predicted model, not a curated record
AUGAGCGAUCUAUCUGAUUUAUUGAUGGACAGUCCAUCUCCGCCAUCCACCCCCGACAGGGCUGCUCUGGACGAUAUCCCUGACUUAUCCAACAGAGUCGUAUUUGUGACACGAGCGGACACGGACACUGGCAAGGAGAUAGCGCGUGUCUUCCUGGAGCGCAACGCGAGGGUCUAUUUAGGGUGUCAGGCUUCAAACAUCGGUAAGAGACUGAGCGCAGAGCUCAAGAUGAUAACGGCAAAGGGCGCCGCCCCCUGGCUACCUAUCGACCUCUCCAAUCUCCGUACAGUCGAAGCUGCUGCUCGCGAGUUUCUGAAAAAGGAAACACGGUUGGACUUCCUGUUCCUCUCCUCGAGAGCACUGGGCCCUCCAGGCCAAACGCCGAAACGGAGCCAAUUAGAUGAAAGAGCGAACACGGACAUCCUCGGACGGUUCUAUCUUCUCCAAAUCCUUACCCCAAAUUUGAUUAAUACGGCCGAUUCCAUGUGUUUGGAUGGCAAACCUCGUGUCAUCAAUAUCUCGACUCUCGAAAACAACGGAAGAAUACCUCGCUCCAUUGCCCCGCACUUCACCGUAGUCACGAAAACGUUCGGUGCUCCCCGUCGCAGCCAGUUUCAAGAAGAAUCUCUUUUCUCCGAUGCGCUCGCCCGAAAGUACGGCCCGCAAGGACUUAUCUCCAUCUUCCUGCGUGAAGGGGCCUUCAUGGCCGGUUCUCAUCAAGAGAGGUCCAUUUUAAUUUCGAGUUUCAUUAGCUGGAUGUUGUGGCCGGUUUCCCGAGGCGCUAUAUCAUCUUUGUAUGGCAGCUCAUCAUUCAAUGAGGUGGGUAUCGCCGCCUUCGCGACCGUGUCGAUGGGGGCAAGUACAAGGCUUCUUACUUACUGGUGUCCUCACCUCCAGAAUCCCACACCCUUGGCACGUAUUGGACGCGCCAAAGUGACGAAAGAUGAGGAGAAAGAACAAGAGGAUUUCUGGUCUUGGCUGAAGGCUGAAGUCGAAAUUCACGAGUCAGAGUAA